This is a messenger RNA of Humulus lupulus (European hop), 1059 nucleotides long. RefSeq names its product protein PYRICULARIA ORYZAE RESISTANCE 21-like. The coding region runs from base 127 to 777 and encodes 216 amino acids. Gene Ontology annotation, molecular function: metal ion binding. The transcript has 3 exons. The record is from RefSeq and is a predicted model, not a curated record. Lineage: Eukaryota; Viridiplantae; Streptophyta; Magnoliopsida; Rosales; Cannabaceae.
AUAUAUAGCACACCGCUACUCAAGAAACUCAUCUAUCGUUUUGGUUCAACUAGCUAUUCUACCAGUUCAGCGAAAAACAAAACCACAUAUAUAUACUAGUUGGAUCACAUUUGAGGACUCACAACCAUGGUAGAAAAGGAAGUUACCAUAAUGGUGCUGAAGGUGGACCUUAAGUGUCAUCGAUGUUAUAAGAAGAUCAAAAAAGUUCUGUGCAAAUUUCCCCAGAUAAAGGAUCAGGUGUAUGAUGAGAAGAAAAACACGGUGACUAUCAAAGUGGUGUGCUGCAGUCCAGAAAAAAUAAAGCAAAAAAUAAUCUGCAAGGCUGGAGACUCUCUUAUUAGCAUCGAGAUCAUCAAAGUAGUCAAGCAACCCCCCACCGAAACGGAGCCCUCUAAAAUUGCUCCAACAAAUGAAAACAAGGACAAAGGAAAUCAAAGUGGUAAUAAAGGGGUCACGCCGCGUAGCCCAGAGCCCGUUCCUAAAUGUAAUGUUGAGGUUGAGGUGGAGAUUGAGUUAGUAACGCCGCCACAUAGUUGCCCAGGCCAGUUUCGUCAAAGGUGUAAGGAAUAUUGUUCGGAUGGUCGACCAGGCGGACCAUGCUGCUCUUGUCAAGGUAGCCAUUGCCAACGGCCUCAACCUGCUGCACCAUGUCAUCAAUGCGAUGGUUGCUGCCAGUGCCACUGGCACUGGGGAAGACCAGCAGCUGCGCCGUGUGACAGGGGCUGCUACUUAGUCUACUAUGAAGAACGAACUGCCGAACCCUGCUUAAUCAUGUAAUUUAAAUUAUUAUUUAUAUGUAUUUUUAUUUUUGGUGCAAAUAAUAAGAGACACUAUAGCUAGUGCAUGCUUGUGUGGUAAUUUAAAGCUAGUUGCUACUUUAUGUGUGAGUUUAGGUUUAUAAUGAUUCAUUGUUGAUCAUGACGAUUCAUAAUUACCUCUUCGUCGAUCGUACGUGUUCACAUUAACAAUGGUGGUCCAACUUGUUUGUUUGAGUUUUAUAUUUGGUUUUUCGUACUAUUCAAUAAAACAAAAUAAAAAGUAUGAGAUAAGAAUGUUUUC